AAAUAAAAUCUCCCACAAUACCAACACUCUCUCCAUCCCAACAAUUCAUCAUCUCCUCUCCUCCUCAAAUCACAAACCAUACAUAAUAUGCAAGACCUACGCCGUUACUCAAACGACACCGUUCAUCUCGACCUCGGCACCACCACAACCACCACCAUGAUCACCACCACAACCUCUUCCUCCUCCUCCUCUUCCUUAUCCAUGGACAUCGACGAAUCCGCCGAAACGAAAAUCCAACGUCUCAUAUCAGAGCAUCCCGUCAUCAUCUUCACUCGAUCUUCUUGCUGCAUGUGCCACGUCAUGAAGAAGCUUCUCUCCACCAUCGGUGUUAAUCCAACCGUCAUCGAAUUAGACGACAACGAGAUCGCUUCUCUCCCUCAUGAUGACGAUCACCUUGCUUUUGCUUCCGCUCUUCGUAACCGCUCUCCUGCUGUCUUCAUCGGUGGCGCCUGCGUCGGCGGACUUGAGUCGCUUGUUGCUCUUCACGUCAGCGGUCAUCUCGUCCCCAAACUUGUUCAAAUCGGUGCUCUCUAUGUAUAACAAUAUCACUUUCAAUUUAUGUUUAUUAUUAUUACUAUUAUUAUUAUUAUUAUUGAAUCUUAAAAAACUGUAUAAGUAAUUGUAUAAUUUCUGGUAGUGUUUAUGUGAAAUGAAAUUGCAAUCUCAUUUUAA
Messenger RNA from Lathyrus oleraceus (garden pea), 672 nucleotides. Its product is annotated as glutaredoxin-C6. The record is from RefSeq and is a predicted model, not a curated record. Lineage: Eukaryota; Viridiplantae; Streptophyta; Magnoliopsida; Fabales; Fabaceae. The transcript has a single exon. The coding region runs from base 88 to 540 and encodes 150 amino acids.